UCUGGCAACACUGAAUUGCGGAUCCCAAGCAUCAUCAUCAAUUGUUUUCCAUUCAUCUCAACCGAUCUCCCCGUUUCCCAUUCCUCUCCCUCCUCGUUUGGGCGUGUGCGUGUUCAUUGGUUCCGGCCAUGCCGCCCUACCCCCAGCACGCCCUGUUGCGGAUCGAGCCUGCCUCCGAUGGCGUAGUCUCCAGUCCCACCCCGCCCCACGGGUCCGCCUCCACCUCCGCCUCCGUCUCGUCGGCCUGGCCAGGCCUGGCCUUGGCUUGUGAAGAGGAGAGCACGCAAACGGAAGGGGCCUCCUCCUCGGAUUGGGGAUCCAUUUCGUCGGCGGCCUCGAUGGGCUUGGAGGGCAGUGGGGAGGGGGGCCUCAGUUCGGACGGGGGUGAAGCCUCCUCCUCUUCUGUCAUGGCACGCCUCUCCAGGGGUGUGGUGGGGCGACUAUUUGCGCCGGAACGGCAAGACCGCUCGACCCAAACCAUGAAAGACCCUUUGACGUCGGAGACCGAGAAAUUGGCCUUUGACAUUGUUUUCUUCACCAUUGGUCGGCGCACCGCCAAAACCAGCGAUGAAAUCGUCCUUUGUCUCCGGCGGAGCGUCCAACAAAUGCUGGAUAACCACGCCCUCGUCUUCAACGGAAUGGUCUCCAGACUCGACCUCAACUCUAAUAGUGAUCUCAAUCAAGGCUUCCAAGACUUAGCCAACGUCCUUUUCUCCAAUAACGAGGUCACUUGGAACAAAAUCAUCGCCUUAUUCGCAUUUGCCGCUCGAUUGGCCCUGUAUUGUGAUGAACACCAUUUCGAAAACAAAAUGUUCGACGUGGCCUCUAACCUAAGCCAAUGUGCUAUCGAGCACCUCACCCCAUUCUUGAGACGACACGGUGGAUGGGCCACUCUUUGUCAAGCUUUCCCGGCCGAGAGUGACUACGAGUCAAAGAUAUGGACAUCUCUUGUGAUAACGGGCCUAGGCUUGACCAUGUUUGCCACUUUUUUGGCUUGGCAAAGAUGAUGAUGAUGAUGGCGAUCACAAGAGCCUUCCCAGAUAACCAUGCAUCAGUAUCACGGAGGCCAGGUUCAAGUAUUAUCAGCAACGGAGACUUAGGGAUCGCCAAUGACCCAUGGGCCAAUAUAGCUUGAUUUUAUUACCCGUCACCCGCCUGCCAGUCCCUUGGGACCCAAAUAAUGAUUCAUAACUAGUCCUGACGACCGCCCAAAAACAAAUUCAUACUCGUGGUCCCUCGGUCAAAGUUCAAUUUCGCCAGGAACCUAAACUCCCCCAAUGAUGAACCAAGAUGAUACACAUCCCAGGUAUUAGAAUCCGUACCAGACAAUGACUAACUUGGUAACCACCCACAACAACAACAACAACCUUCGGCUGCGUAUUUUGUUUCACUCUUUCCAAAGCUUAUUUUUUUCACGUCUUGUUAAUCAUGCCUGCAUUUUAUUUCUACCGAAACUACUCAUACUAAGCAUAGAUAUGGAAGGAUUUCCAGAACGAUAAUGAUAAUAAACACAUGACAAUCGAA
Tigriopus californicus is the source of this 1524-nucleotide messenger RNA. RefSeq lists its product as uncharacterized. The transcript is spliced from 4 exons. Gene Ontology annotation, cellular component: mitochondrial outer membrane. Gene Ontology annotation, molecular function: protein homodimerization activity; protein heterodimerization activity. The coding region runs from base 129 to 1007 and encodes 292 amino acids. Gene Ontology annotation, biological process: extrinsic apoptotic signaling pathway in absence of ligand; regulation of apoptotic process; intrinsic apoptotic signaling pathway in response to DNA damage. The record is from RefSeq and is a predicted model, not a curated record. NCBI's taxonomy places the organism in Eukaryota, Metazoa, Arthropoda, Copepoda, Harpacticoida, Harpacticidae.